UCACUCACAAUCACAAUAUUUUUGAACUCAAAAAUCAAAACAUUUUGUUAUUUAGUCUCCUAUUUUGUAUAAUUUUUAAGAGAAAAAUAUUACUUAUGUGAACGUAACAGAAAACACAAUUAUGAUGUCGGGUGCUAAGCUGGACGUAAUUUGGUCCCCUGUACACCAUAACAAAUUUAUAAUAUGGGGUUCGGACAUAACCCUAUAUGAAGUUUCUCGUCUCAAAGAUAUUGAUAAAAAAACAACAUUUUCCCAUAUCUCACCGAGUCGUGGAGCGACAAUAAUUGCGUCACAGAGCGCUAGUACCGUCCGCUGUGUUGAUAUAAGUGCGAUCACCGAGCAGCCGGAACCACUGGUGGCCCUCGGUCACAACAAUGGCCGCGUCACUCUCACUACACUCAAGCAAGCGUAUGAUCCACUGGGGCUCGUUGGUAGAGAGUUUGCGCCAAGGUACCCUCGUCUGUGCAACUCUGUGUCCUGGAGUCACGUGGAGACCAACAUGCUGGCAGUGGCUUUGGAGAAGUAUCGUAACGACCACUGUAUUCUACUGUGGGACGUCAACCGCACUCCGCCACCACAGACCGAUAAAGGUACUGAGAGUGCAGCAACGCCAGCUACCGAGUCAGUGAGGCCUAUAGCAGAGAUGGGUCUGUCAGAAACAGCUCACAGUGUGUCAUGGACCAACAGCUCCAACCGCACACUGCUCGCCAGCAUGAACCUCAAGUUCAUCAAGAUAUUUGAUUUAAGAGACCUGUCGAACAAGGCUGUGAGCGUGGCGACGACCCGGUACUGCUACGGCGCGGUGGCCGACCCCCACGGGGGCUGGCAGGUGGCGUCGCGCGGCGAGCACUGUGUGUGUGUGUGGGACGCGCGCUCGCUGGCCCGCCCCCUGCUCACGCUGCCGCAGCCCCGCCCCGUCACCAAGAUACAGUGGUGCCCCACCAGACGAAAUCUUCUCUUGUCCCUGCAACGUGACUCGAGCACACUGCGGCUCCACGACAUACAGCAGGCAAACAGCGACUGCAAGACCGCAAGUAUAGUUGACAACGAGGCAAUAGCGGCGACAGCUGUGGAGGCAGAGUGGGAGGAGUACCCACGGGGGCCGAGCGUCAUCGAGCGUGACGUCACGCCGAUGCCCAGCCCCACGCCCCCCGCUACUUCCGCCCCCUCUGCCGCCGCCCCCACCGCCCCCGCAGCCCCCGCGGCCCCCACGCAGCAGCUGGCCACCUUCAGCUGGCACCCCACUCAUGAGGCGAGGUUGCUCGCCGUCGGCGUUACAGGCGCGGCGGUGGACUACACGGUGUGCGAGCGCGUGACUGUGGCGUGGGGCGCGGGCGGCGCGGGGGGCGCGGGGGGCGGCCUUGUGUGGUCCGCGGGGGGGUCCGCCCUGCGCCUCAUGGCCGACGACUUCUACGAGGCGCUGCGGGACGUCUCGUACGUGAUGCGGCGCCGCGCCCACACCGACUACGGCCUCAAGCCGGACCUGUGGCAGAACGCGGACCUGGCCGACGACGAGGCGCUCGCCGGCCUGUGGCACUUCUUGGCGCUGAGCAAGUCGCUCGUCGAGGACGGGUGCAUCCGGAACAGCCCGUGGAAGCACCCGGGCGUGCGCACGGUGUUCCGCGGCGGCGGCGGCGGCGGCGGCGGCGGCGAGAGCGGCUACCGGUCGGAGAUGGUGCCGUCGCUGCUGGCCGACCUGCCGGCGCGGCGCGUGACGGUGUUCCGGUCGGCGGAGCGCACGCGCGCGCUGCAGCUGUGCGGCUGGGGCUGGGGCUGGGAGAACGCGGCGGCGGGCGUGGAGCGCGCGGAGGCGGCCGGCACGCCGUGCCGCGCGGCGGCGCUGGCCGCGUUCCACCUGCGGCUGCGCGCGGCGCUGGACGUGCUGGCGCGCGCGCGCGAGCCGCAGCUGCGCGUGGUGGCGCUGGCGCUGGCCGGCCUCAGCGAGGAGCGGCUGUGGCGCGAGGCGCUGGCCGCCGCCGCGCCCGCGCUGCCCGACGCCUACCUGCGCGCGCUGCUGCACUUCCUGGCCGCCUCCGCCCCCGCACACCCCGCGCAGGCCGCCGCGCCCCACCCCGACCUCAGCGCCGUGCUCAACGAAACUGAAAUGCGCUUAGAAGACCGCGUGGCGUUCGCAUGCAUUUUCUUGUCAGACGCGAAGCUGCACGAGUACUUGAAGCAGACGUGCGACGCGCUCGUCGAACAGGGCGAUCUCUCCGGCAUACUGCUCACAGGUGCGAGUCCGGAGGGCAUCGCGCUGCUGCAGCGGUGGGUGGAGAGCUCGGGGGACGUGCAGUCGGCGGCGCUGGUGGCCGCGCGCUGCUUCACCGCAGACAUGAUGCGCGACCACCGCGUGCAGCACUGGCUCGACAGCUACCGGUGCGUGCUGGACGGGUGGCAGCUGUGGUGGGCGCGGUGCGCGGUGGACACGUGGGCGGGCGGGGGUGCGGGCGGUGCGGGUGGUGCGGGGGGCGCGCGGCUGGCGUGCGUGGCCUGCUCGUACUGCGGCAAGGCGGUGGCGGCGGCGGGCGCGGUGGUGGGCGGGCGGGCGCGGCCGGCGCGCCUGCCGCCGCCCGCCGCCAAGAUGAAGCAGCUGUCGGCCUGCCCGCACUGCCGCAAGCCGCUCCCGCGCUGCGCCGUGUGCGCGCUGCACCUGGGCGCGGCCGCGGGGGCUCCGUUCGCGGGCUGGUUCAGCUGGUGCGUGGCCUGCAGGCACGCCGGACACGCCGCGCAUCUGCUCCACUGGUUCAAGGAACACUCUGAGUGUCCGGUCAGUUCGUGCAACUGUCGCUGCAGCACCCUGGACCCGCCCGACCGGUUCUAGUCAAACACACAAACAAACAUGUACGCACGAAAUAUUCACGCACGCAUAUGUACGUACGUAAAUGUUAUAAAGCUCCGCACAAGUUUGUACAAGAUAAUACUAUACAAUGUCAACUAGAAUAAAUAUAUGACGAAACGUAUAUACAUAUUAUAUAUAUUUUUAUAACAUAGAAAUAGAAAUAAUCUUUAUUCAAAUAAACUCAUUACAAGCACUUUUGAAUAGUCAUAUUUUGAUUCUACCACUCAUUCGGAAUGCAGAUUCAUCACAAGAAGAAUGAGCAAGAAACUUGUGUGUUGCUCUUUUGAAUAUAUGUUUUUUUUUAUAUAGGUAAUAAUUAUAGUAUAACAAGUAACAGGCAUGCGAUGAUCAACAUAGAAAUCGCUACGCACCAUUAGUGUAAUAAGAUAAUAUUGUUAGUGCUAUAGAAUUUAAGUUUUUCUAUAAAAACAUUAUUGUCGAAAACGAAUUCUUCAAUUUUAUACUAAGCUUUUUUGCAAAGAAAGUAUUUUAUAUGACAUUUAAAUCUUUUUUCUGGCAGAUUUAUAACAGACUCUGGUAUUUUGUUGUAAAACAUUACGCAAUUGCCAUAAAACGAAUUACUAACUUUAGCCAAACGACAUUUAGGUAAAAUCAGUUUGUUAUUGUUACAUAAGCUUUUAUAAGUGCAAUCACUAACUGUUUUGAAAUUGUCUAUAUUCUUCCUGGCAUAGAUGAUAUUUUCAUAAAUGUAUUGAGAAGCAACGGUGAGGAUAUUUGAUUCCUUAAAACACUCUCGUAAAAACUCCCUGGAACCCAUACCAUAAAUGGAGUUAUAAUGAAGAAGGUUGAAGAAAAUAGCAACUAUAUAAGUCAAAAUAAUUUGGUUAGGUUAUCAGGUUGCAUCUGGUUUUAGAUAGCUUUGAAAGUAAUGGAUAAGGAAUAUGUAUUUAUCAAGAAUGAAAUUAUCUGCCUCUAAUAUGGUUGAGUGCAA
Molecule: messenger RNA, 3791 nt
Organism: Achroia grisella
Lineage: Eukaryota; Metazoa; Arthropoda; Insecta; Lepidoptera; Pyralidae
Gene: mio
Product: GATOR complex protein MIOS-B
Exons: 14
Coding region: 122-2821 (899 amino acids)
Biological process (GO): cellular response to amino acid starvation; positive regulation of TORC1 signaling
Cellular component (GO): cytoplasm
Molecular function (GO): protein binding
Source: RefSeq, a predicted model, not a curated record